Molecule: messenger RNA, 2877 nt
Organism: Pezoporus flaviventris
Lineage: Eukaryota; Metazoa; Chordata; Aves; Psittaciformes; Psittacidae
Gene: SLC18A1
Product: solute carrier family 18 member A1
Exons: 16
Coding region: 959-2533 (524 amino acids)
Biological process (GO): aminergic neurotransmitter loading into synaptic vesicle; transmembrane transport
Cellular component (GO): terminal bouton; synaptic vesicle membrane
Molecular function (GO): serotonin:sodium:chloride symporter activity
Source: RefSeq, a predicted model, not a curated record
GGAGGAGGCAAGGGCAGAACUCAGAUGUGGAGGGACCACAACCUGUUGAUACCCAGAGGGAGGUGAGAUUGCCCCAUAACUGCCCAAAAUCAGGGGGCAGAUCAGUGCAUUCCAGCCUUACAAAUAUCUCCAUCCACUAUGAACACUUAUCAUCACUCUUAGCAUUACAGAAACGCUGAUCUACGUUGUGGACUAUGCAAAGGCAGCUUCUCAGCACCCCAUGAGACCCAGGGACAUAAAGAUUUCACCAGCUCAACCCAGUGAACACACACAUAUGGCUCAUGGUGAUGUAAAAACUCCUACAGGUAGCAGUAGAGGAGCUGGAAUGAGGUCAGCUGUACCAAGGACAAGAGCAAGAGAAUGGCCAUCAGACACUGAAGAGCAGUCCAAGACCUAGACUCUUAUGUAUUUCCCAGGGCCAUAUAAUAAUACCAGCCCAGUGAUGAAUCCAAUCACUGCCCCCCAUAAACACCCUCCAAUGGGGCAGAGCAGAUUUCCUUCACGGAGAAGAGGCAUGAGCAGCCCCAGGGUAGGGUGUUUGGUCUGCUCAGAGCCAGGCAAGAGUUAAGGUGCUCAGAGAGAGAGAUAAGCAUUGAUGAAAGCCUGGAGAUCGGGUGCUCUGUGCAGAUAAAUGCUCCUGCCUUUCUCCUGCCAGCCCACCCCACUGCCCUGCUCUGACGCAGAGGGAGCUGCGGGGCUGAAUGGAGCUUGUUUGAGGUUCCAAUUAAAUCUCCAUGGAAAAGGGACACUCAUAUCCUCUUCUGAUAGACGGUAAUCAUAAACCCUCGGGGAGCUGCAGAGCACAUCACCUCCUGCAGCAGCAGCCGGCUCCUCGCACCAACAUGGGCUGCAGGGUAAGAGCCUUUUCCACACCGAUAGGUUUGUGUUGGGAAGGGAACAGGGGCUUGAGAGGUUAUUGGAGACCUUCAUCCCUGAGGACCAGGAUCCAGCCCUGGCCAUGCUGCCGGCUGCGGAGCACAUGCCCUGGCGCUGGCUGGCAGCAGCAAGGGCAUCCCGGAGGCUGGUGCUGGUGGUGGUGUUCGUGGCACUGCUGCUGGAUAACAUGCUGCUCACCGUCGUGGUACCCAUCGUCCCCACCUUCCUCUAUGCAACAGAAUAUGAAGGCACCAACAGCUCCAUUGCCCCAGCUCAGACUGAAACAGCUCCUCCAGCCCUGAAAGCUCCUCCUUUCUCCUCCGUGUUCUCCUAUUUUGACAACACCACGGUGACUGUCUUGGUCUCCACCAGUGCCAUGGAGCUGGUGAAUGGGACGGAGAGCAGCAUCUCACCAGAGCCCACUGCGAGCAUCCCACCAUCACCCAGCAGCUGCCCUGAGGGUGAGGAGUUCCUCGCCAAGGAAAACACCCGUGUGGGGCUGCUGUUUGCCUCCAAGGCUCUGGUACAGCUGAUGGUGAACCCGGCCGUGGGUCUCCUGACCAACAGGAUAGGAUACCACAUCCCCAUGUUCAUUGGGUUCGUCACCAUGUUCCUCUCUACAGUCAUGUUUGCCUUCUCAGGCACCUACACCCUGCUGCUCAUCGCCCGAGCCCUCCAAGGCGUUGGGUCAUCGUUCUCAUCAGUCGCAGGCUUGGGCAUGCUGGCCAGCGUGUACACGGAUGACUUCGAGAGGGGCAACGUGAUGGGCAUCGCUCUUGGAGGCUUGGCCUUGGGUGUGCUGAUCGGGGCCCCCUUUGGCAGUGUGAUGUAUGAAUUCGUGGGGAAGUCAUCUCCCUUCCUGGUCCUGGCAUUCUUUGCCCUGUUGGAUGGAGCUCUGCAGCUCUGCACACUGCAGCCCUCCAAGAUCUCCCCUGAGAGCACCAAAGGCACACCAGUGCUCACCCUGCUGCGAGACCCCUACAUCCUGGUUGCUGCAGGAGCCCUCUGCUUCUCCAACAUGGGGGUGGCCAUGCUGGAGCCCACCUUGCCCAUCUGGAUGAUGCAGACCAUGUGCUCCCCAAAGUGGCAGCUAGGGAUGGCAUUCCUCCCUGCCAGUGUAUCCUACCUCAUCGGUACCAACCUCUUUGGGAUUCUGGCUAACAGAAUAGGCCGGUGGCUGUGCUCCCUGAUCGGCAUGGCUGUGGUGGGAAUCAGUCUCCUUUGUGUACCUCUGGCCAAGACAAUUUACGGGCUGAUUGCCCCAAACAGCGGGCUUGGCUUUGCCAUAGGCAUGGUGGACUCCUCAAUGAUGCCCAUCAUGGGCUACCUCGUGGACCUUCGCCACACCUCCAUCUACGGCAACGUCUAUGCCAUAGCUGAUGUCGCCUUCUGCAUGGGCUUUGCGAUUGGUCCAUCCACAGGCGGUGCGAUCGCACGUGCUAUUGGCUUCCCUUGGCUGAUGGUCAUCAUUGGUGUCAUCAACAUUGCCUACGCUCCUCUGUGCUGGUACCUGCGUAACCCCCCCGCGAAAGAGGAGAAGAUUGCAAUCUUAAGCCAGGAGUGCCCCAUGCAAACCAAAAGCUACACGGCCCAGAAAACCCUGCGUGAUUUCCCUCUCACAGACGACAGCGAUGUGGAGGCAGAACAUGCGGAAUAGCACACGCAAGGAUGCUUGCCGUGUAUUGAAGCUAAUAUUACGGUUAUAGAACAUGGAUCUAUCAGCACCCAGGAAUAACCCUGUCUCCCCCAAGGCUUCUGGACACAAGCUGUGUCACUGACCUGUUCUCUUAGCCAAGCAACCCAGAGCAGGGAGCAGAGACUUGGGAUUCAGAGGCUCUAUUCGAUUAGUUAAGCUACUCAAUUGCUCUGUGACUUGUAGGCAAGCUGACCCAAACUCAACACAUCUCAUAUGUACAACAAAAGUUAUGAAGAGGAGGAGAAUCCUAUCACCCUGUCCUCCAGAGUAAUGCUGUCUCAGGCACAGCGUGUCAAUAUUAUUGA